This is a messenger RNA of Oreochromis aureus, 2223 nucleotides long. RefSeq names its product E3 ubiquitin-protein ligase TRIM21-like. The transcript has 7 exons. Gene Ontology annotation, molecular function: protein binding. Bases 152 to 1759 code for a protein of 535 amino acids. Lineage: Eukaryota; Metazoa; Chordata; Actinopteri; Cichliformes; Cichlidae. The record is from RefSeq and is a predicted model, not a curated record.
CUCUGGAGUGAAAAAUGUGAACGGCUGGGAGUAUGAACAGAAAUGAAACUUAAGCUCUAGGAGGAAGUCCAAAAGGAAGGACACACUCACACACACUGGGAGUAAAGGGAAACGGAGACAGACGCCUGUGAGAUCUCAUUAGCUGACAGAUAUGGUCCCUACUUCAGCAUCACCCAGUGAGCCUGGCUUGCUGGUGAAGCACCUCCACUGCUCCAUCUGCAUGGACAAAUUUACGGAUCCUGUCACUACAGCUUGUGGUCACUCUUUCUGCAAGCGGUGUCUUGACCGAAGCAUUCAUCUCAAUGACAGUGUGUGCCCACUAUGCAAGAAUUAUAUAAGCAGGAUUCCUGAUGUUAAUAUAGUCCUGAGAGACAUUGUUGAACAACUGAAAGAGAAAUACACUGGAGCUCCUGGGGAGGUGGCCUGUGAUGUUUGCAGUGACAAAAAGCUGAAGGCCAAGAAGUCCUGCCUUGUGUGUCUUGCAUCGUAUUGUUCAGUUCACCUCCACAAUCAUUUGUCAACAAAAAGGUUGAAGGGCCACAAGUUGGUGGAGCCGGUGGAGAAUCUGGAUGCGAGGGCCUGCUUGAAGCAUGGACGCCCCUUGGAGCUGUACAGCAGGGAGCGGCAGGCAUGCAUUUGUGUUCUCUGCAUGGAAGGUCAGGAGGAGGUGGUCUCAACUGAAGAUGAAUGGAAGAAGAAAAGGUCUGAACUUGACAACACCAAGACAGAGUUAAAUGAGAACAUUGACAAGAGAAAAACAAAGACUGCUGAGAUUGACGAAGCUUUCAAGAGCUGCAAGGACCAGCUGGAAAAUGAGUGGUGGGAUAUUGAGGCUGUGUUCACCGCUGUGAUCGCCAUUGUGGAAGAAGCCCAGGCCAAAGCCCUUAAGCCAAUAAAAGAUAGGAGGCAGGUGUUGGAAAAAGAAGCAAAAGAUCUUAAAUAUGAGUUGGAAGCAGAGAUCAACAAACUUGGAACGGCCAUCUCUGAACUAGAUGACAUUUCUGUGCUGGAGGACCACAUCCUUUUCCUGCAGAAUUACCCAUCUAUUACAGACACGGGAGACAUCAUAGACUGGGAAGACGUAAACCUGGACACAUCUGUGUCCUUUGGCACCAUCAGGAAAAUCACAACAGUAAUGCUGGAAAAAGUUCAGCAAGAAAUGGAUAAACUAACUUCCAUUGAACUGAAGAGAAUCCCAAAGUUUUCAGUGGAUGUAAAACUGGAUCCAGAUUCUGCACACCAACGCCUUGUGCUGUCUGAAGAUAGGAAGGAAGUGAAAGAUGGAGGAGAGAACCAGAAACUACCUGAUGUCCCUGAAAGAUUUGAUAUAUUUAGCAGCGUUGUGGGGCAAAGUACCCUAUCCUCUGGGAAGUCUUACUGGGAGGUGGAGGUCAAUAACAAGACCGGGUGGGAUAUAGGCCUAGUAAGAGGCGGUGCAAACCGCAAAGGGAAGCUCAAACUCAGCCCAGAUAAUGGGUACUGGGUUAUUGUACAUUAUGAAGAAGAUAAGUAUGCAGCCCUCACAGCACCGCCAGUUCGUAUUCCCCUAAAAGAGAAACCUGAGAAGGUGGGAGUGUUUGUGGACUACGAGGAAGAUCUCGUCUCCUUCUAUGAUGUGAAGGCUGAGUCCCACAUCUACUCGUUCACUGAGUGUUCAUUCAAAGCUGAGCUUUACCCAUAUUUCAGCCCACACGUGAAACAAGAAGAGACAAACUCUGAGCCUUUGAUUAUUUGUAGAGAGAUACCAAUGGAGUCUUAAGAAAUGCAUUUUCACUACACUAUACUAAAGUUUGUUGGUCCACAACCUUCCUGUUUUUCUUUUUCUGAUAGAGGAUGAAUGGGAAUUUCCAUUUUCAGGCAUUUCAUGACAGUAAACCAACGCAGUGACUGUUUAUCUGUUCUCUGUUAUUUGCUUUAUUGUUCAAAGCUCUCUAAAGCAGUGCCAAAGAGACUUUGUAACCCCUGGUUUGGUCCAAUUUACAAGUUGAGAUAAUCAGAAUCAUAACACAAAACAAUGCUGUUACAGUGUGCUCAUACUGCUAUUCAGUCAAGACUGGUUCACAUGUUCACAACACAAACUCUUGAUCUAACUGUAAUUUUGUUAGAUUUGUAUUGUUUAUUGCCAUUUAUGCUUAGAGAUAUUUACUCAUAUAUGCUUAGAAGUAUAUAAUUAGGUGUAGAUUGGUAGAGGUUUGAUCCUUAAUAGUCUGCAAGCUUUGUGUG